UUUAACAUCUUUUAAGUUUCUGUGCAUAAUGCGGAUAUCUGUUGCAGUAACUAAACGCCAAUAGGAUAACAUCGAGACAAACGUUUCAAAUUUGAGGCGAGCUCCAACUGAGAUGGAUCAUCCGUAAUCAAAACGAAGAAGACCCGAGAACAACAGAACGUUAACACCCAGCACAAUUAUUUGUGAUAAUUUUAAGGCAAAAAUGAAUUAUGUUUUUAUGGCAGUUACCACCACUAGCCACCAAUGAGGUGGAAGAAUUAAUUAAUAUCUCUGCUCCUUUGCAUCAAGCAGGUGAAAGAGCAUCGACCGUCGCAAAUUUAACGACUUAACCGGCAUCAGCACAAAGAUUUAGCUAUUUCGGCCCUAACGUACAGUUAAGAACGACACUGCUUUAAUAUCGACUGUUUUAAGGAAUUUUUAGUCGAAUUUUUAGCCGAAUUUUUUGCGCUUUUCCCCAAGCUCCGGGAGACGUCGUUUUACGCGAAGAAAACUGUCGGAAGGCGAUCAUGGUGAUGGCAUGGACAACCGCUUCGGUUAUCGUAACAGCUCUACCGCUAUGUGUGGUGAUUUUAAUCGGUAUUCUUGGCAAUCUAAUGGUUGUUCUAAUCAGCACUAAAGGCAAUAGAGUUCGUACAAAGGGACGAGCCUUGAUAGCCAGUUUGGCCUUUGCAGACACUCUGGAGUCUACAAAUCUGAUAUUUAUGCUAGUAUCAGUGGCACAUUACGGACAUUGGAUUUUUGGCGAUGCGCUAUGCCAGUUGAACGGGUUUCUCACUACAGAGUUUGUUAUUUCGUCCAUGUACAGCUUGACUGCGAUAAGCAUCAAUCGCUAUUUUAUGGUGGUGAAACAAAACUACUAUCGAAAGGUUUUCAACCCAAGAAACCAAGCUUUAAUUGUCGCUUUUAUUUGGUGUAUUCCUCUCCCGUUUGCUAUCGGACCAUUGGUUGGUUGGUCGAAGUUUGAGUUCCAAACAGGAAAAUGCAUUUGCAUCUUUUUCUUCAGUCGAUCCGUCGUUUUUUCCGCCGCGCUUCUGGUAGUUGCUGUUCCUCUACCGCUGGGGAUAAUCUGUUUUUGCUGUUUCAAGAUUUUCAGAGAGGUUGGUCACCAUUCCAAGCGGGUUACCACAAUGAGCAGUAAUGCACCUUCAGUGAACGUUGAAGAGGUGCGAAUCACUAAGACCUUAGCAGUUGUGAUAGGCGCGUACCUAAUUUGCUUCAUUCCAGCUGCAACCAUAAAUCUAAUUGAAAUGGUUCAACCCAGCUUUGAAAUACCUCUUUGGAUCGAUAUACUGUCGAUGAUAUUGGUCUUUUGCAACCAUGCAAAUAACCCCGUUAUUUACGGAGCGUUGAACAGGCAGUAUCGCAAAGCAUUCAAGGACAUAUUGAAAAAUCUCCUUGGAGGGCAAUGCUCCUUGGACAAAACGACUGAUAGUUCGAACAAUAGCACGGUGCUGGAAACAAGUACAGCGCCGAGAUCAAGAAAGUUGUUUAAGACUACUGUGAAUGUAGCGACAAUGGCUAAAGCGAAAAGCAACAGUGAAGCUAAAUGCAUCGAAAGCACUGGAAACUGUUUAGAAGUAGUGGCACCGAAAUGAGUUUGUUGGUUUAGAAAGUUGUUUAUAAGGGACAAAAUUGAAACACUGAAACAAAUUAGACUGUAUAUAAACUGCUGAGCUUAGGGCCAAGAAUUUCAAAGCCUUUCAAAGAAUUGCGGCAAUUGUA
Molecule: messenger RNA, 1722 nt
Organism: Orbicella faveolata
Lineage: Eukaryota; Metazoa; Cnidaria; Anthozoa; Scleractinia; Merulinidae
Product: melatonin receptor type 1B-B-like
Biological process (GO): G protein-coupled receptor signaling pathway
Cellular component (GO): membrane
Molecular function (GO): G protein-coupled receptor activity
Source: RefSeq, a predicted model, not a curated record